UCCCAGCCGGUGAUUUCUGAAGAUAUCCAUUGGGGAGAACUGUUUUGUUUACUUACAGUUCUCCUCCCUGUCAGCUCGGGCACACUGCUUUGGAUGGCUGUGCACAGCACAGCCAUCCAGAGCAUUGUGAUUACAGUGAAGCACACAGACACCGCCCCCCUAGUAAAACACUCUCUGCACACAGUUAACCCUUUGAUCGCCCCUCAUGUUAACCCCUUCCUGCCCAGUGCCAUUAGUACAGUGUCAGUGCUUUUUUAGCACUGAUCACUGUAUUGGUGUCAUUGGGGAUGUCAGUGACACCAAGUCAGUUCACAUCAGUGUCAGAAUGUCCGCCGCAGUCCCGCUAUAA
Molecule: messenger RNA, 349 nt
Organism: Staurois parvus
Lineage: Eukaryota; Metazoa; Chordata; Amphibia; Anura; Ranidae
Source: the annotation of a GenBank genome assembly